Molecule: messenger RNA, 616 nt
Organism: Leptopilina heterotoma
Lineage: Eukaryota; Metazoa; Arthropoda; Insecta; Hymenoptera; Figitidae
Gene: mRpL42
Product: 39S ribosomal protein L42, mitochondrial
Exons: 2
Coding region: 159-512 (117 amino acids)
Cellular component (GO): mitochondrial large ribosomal subunit
Source: RefSeq, a predicted model, not a curated record
UUAGUUUAUUCUAAUGGGAAACUGCACCAGUGUCACCCCCGUGAUAACAAUCGUGCAAAAAAAUAGAAAUGUUUUAAAAACAGUGUUAAAAAAAGAAAAAUAAAUAGUUGAAGCAUUUUAACAACCGCCUGUAAAUAUUUAUAAUCAAUAUUCUUAAGAUGAAUCGGGGCAUUAAUAUGAUGCGAUCUUUGAUAUUUUCGAAUUUACGAAGCAGAAAUUAUAGUACUCUACCUAAAGAAGCUAUAAUAUAUUUAAAUAAAGAAACAAUUGUCUGCUGGCAUCCGGAGCAACCAUUUCCCUAUAAAUAUACAAAACCAUUGCCCAAGGAAAUAGUGCCAAAGUCAAUGCUACAAAUUGGUAAACAAGAAAUAAGUCAAGCAUAUGAUCGUAAACCAAGACAACAAUUAGCAGAUGAACUUGCUGCAUUAACACAAACGACAAAACACAGAUGGUUCCCAAGAGCCAGAAACAAGAAAGCAAAGAAAACGCCACUUGAAAGGAAAUAUAUAUAAAAUUAUCAUAAUUUCUUUUAAAAAAAAAGUUUUUUCUAUUAUAUUAUUUAGGACUAAUGUAGAAUCAAACUAAUGUAAAAUAAAUGCAUAAGAAUUUAAACAAA